AUGUGCAACCCACCGUUUUAUACCUCACACGAGGAAAUGGUUGCAUCUACCGAGGCGAAAACGCAAGCUCCCUCUUCAACAUGCACUGGAGCUGAUGUGGAGAUGAUCACUCUUGGCGGAGAGGUUGGAUUUGUUACGCGCAUGAUUGAUGAGAGUCUACAAGUGCGGGAUCGGAUCAAAUGGUAUACAACUAUGCUAGGCAAGCUGAGCAGUGUGACUACGCUCGUUGACAACCUGAUAAAACGUGAAAACCAAAACUAUGCCGUCACCGAGUUUGUGCAGGGGAACAAAACGAAGCGCUGGGCUGUUGCCUGGUCGUGGGGGGAUAUGCGACCUGCAAUGAGCGUCGCAAGAGGAAUUCCGGGCUUCCCAAAGCACCUCCUGCCUUUUCCUGCUGACUUUAGCUUCGUGCUUCCACCGACAAAAUCAAUCGAUGUCGCAAUUGCUACUAUGGAUACCGAGCUGAGCUCCUUGUCCUGGUACUGGACAUGGGAUCAAUCCCGUAGUGCUGGCGUCGGAUUUGCGCCCGAGAACGUCUGGUCUCGUCAAGCACGUCGCAAGCUCAAGUUUGCUGGACAAGAUGGUGCGCCAGGCAAACUAUUGGCCAUGCCGAUGAGAGUGGAAUUGGGAAUUCGAGUUCAGUUGACACUGGUUCGAGGGCAGGAUCCUGAAAGACACGAAGUCCAAGUGUUGAUUAGCUGGACCCGAGGCACAAACAGUGUGUUGUUCGAGAGUUUCUGCGGAAUGCUGAGGAGGAAAAUGGAGCCAUAG
This is a messenger RNA of Penicillium longicatenatum, 771 nucleotides long. Its product is annotated as DUF890 domain protein. The record is from RefSeq and is a predicted model, not a curated record. NCBI's taxonomy places the organism in Eukaryota, Fungi, Ascomycota, Eurotiomycetes, Eurotiales, Aspergillaceae. The transcript has 3 exons. Bases 1 to 771 code for a protein of 256 amino acids. Gene Ontology annotation, biological process: rRNA base methylation. Gene Ontology annotation, cellular component: nucleus. Gene Ontology annotation, molecular function: 23S rRNA (adenine(1618)-N(6))-methyltransferase activity.